UAAGCAACUUAAAAGAAGAGAGAGAGAGAGAGAGAGAGAGCUCUCUUUUCUUUGCUAUCCUCAACUCCUUUCUGGGUGUUCACCAGCUUCCCUCAGUCUUCCACCAUGGCAGCAAUGCUGAGAUCUCUGCUAGCUCUUUUGCUCUUCACUUCAAUAUUCUCCCACAUUUCAGAGGUCUCAUCAACAACAAUAACACUACACAACAAGUGCACGCAUCCAGUGUGGCCAGGUAUCCAACCAAGUGCAGGAAAACCCAUAUUGGCCCGUGGAGGCUUCAAGCUCCCACCCAACAAGGCAUACACUCUCCACAUCCCACCACUCUGGUCCGGCCGUUUGUGGGGUCGCCAUGGCUGCUCCUUUGAUGCCUCCGGGCGUGGCCGUUGUGCCACUGGAGACUGUGGUGGCUCCCUCUACUGCAAUGGCAUUGGAGGCACCCCACCUGCCACGCUAGCAGAAAUCACCUUAGGCAACGAACAAGAUUUCUAUGACGUUAGCCUUGUAGAUGGCUACAAUCUUGCAAUCUCAAUAACCCCAUUUAAAGGAUCCGGGAAAUGUAGCUAUGCAGGGUGUGUCAGUGACUUAAACUUGAUGUGUCCAUUAGGGUUACAAGUCAGGUCAAAAGAUAACAGGAGUGUUGUGGCUUGCAAGAGUGCUUGUUUUGCUUUCAAUUCUCCAAGGUAUUGCUGUACUGGUAGAUUUGGUACCCCCCAAGCUUGCAAGCCGACUGCUUAUUCCAGGAUAUUCAAGGCAGCUUGCCCUAAGGCCUACUCUUAUGCUUAUGAUGAUCCUACAAGCAUUGCAACUUGCACUCGUGGGAAUUAUUUGGUCACUUUCUGUCAUCACCGCUGAUGUGUGAAGGAUUUGUGUCUUCUGAUCACUUCAAUUGGGAGUCCGUCUUCCUUUGGCUUAUCAAUGUAGCUAGUAUUAUAUGUUGUUGCUGCUGAGGUCAAGGGCUUGCUUCAGUGUAUUGUUCCAGUACAUAAUGAAUUAUGUUAUAUAUCUAAUUAAUAUAUAUUGUAGUGGUCUUGAUUGAGUUGGCCAAUGUUGUA
Messenger RNA from Populus trichocarpa (black cottonwood), 1049 nucleotides. Its product is annotated as thaumatin-like protein. Bases 106 to 849 code for a protein of 247 amino acids. The transcript has 2 exons. The record is from RefSeq and is a predicted model, not a curated record. Gene Ontology annotation, biological process: defense response. Gene Ontology annotation, cellular component: extracellular region. Lineage: Eukaryota; Viridiplantae; Streptophyta; Magnoliopsida; Malpighiales; Salicaceae.